AUGAGUCAAGUGCCGGUAUGGCAGGGUGAUGAAGAGGCGGCUGAAUGUCCCAUUUGCCAUCGCAAUUUCACCCUAUUCUUCCGUAGACAUCAUUGCCGCAAGUGCGGGCGUGUUGUUUGUGGGUCCUGUUCUUCUACCGAAACCACCUAUCUCGCCACCACCUACGUCGUCUGUCCUCCUCAACAGGUCUAUUUGGAGAGCCCGCAUGUCCCACACAGAACGUGCGAUGAAUGUGUGGAGGAGCUGGCGCUAAUUCAACGGGCGCUUCCUGAAUCUCUACCUACUCGUGAGCUGAUGGUCCAGCAUGUGAGCCGCAUCGACGAGGGGCUCACCCGAUGUCCGGUUUGCGACAAGCUACUAAUAAACAUGAGCGAAACGCAGCAGGAAGCGCAUGUGGAUGCGUGUUUGCGGGGGCAAGCGGGGUCUCCGGGAAACAAUGGCAACCACAACCGCAUGAUCAUUUACCGGCUCAACCCUAAAGAGGCAGGUGCUCUGGGGGAGUGCACGGUAUGCUUUGAGGAUUUUGAAGCAAAUGCCAUGGUCGGACGAUUAGAAUGUUUGUGUGUAUUCCACGAAAAGUGCAUCUUAUCUUGGUUUGCCCGAAAAGGCGCAGGAAAGUGUCCUGUGCAUAGCCAAUGA
Messenger RNA from Wickerhamiella sorbophila, 639 nucleotides. Its product is annotated as E3 ubiquitin-protein ligase PIB1. Lineage: Eukaryota; Fungi; Ascomycota; Dipodascomycetes; Dipodascales; Trichomonascaceae. The record is from RefSeq and is a predicted model, not a curated record. The transcript has a single exon. Gene Ontology annotation, molecular function: metal ion binding. Bases 1 to 639 code for a protein of 212 amino acids.